AUGAGCGUGAAUGGCAAUGACUCGUUCGUGACCCUGGAGGGCACUCCACCCGCAUUCGGUCAUGAUAUGUUGAAGAUGUUUGGCUUCGAGGAGGGAUACGUUAACCUCAAUCACGGCUCGUACGGAUCACUCCCUCUCCCAGUAGCCGAGGCCUGCGAGAAAUGGUCUCGAAAGAUCGAGUCGAAUCCCGAUAAAUUUAUGCGACUCGAUAUGGCCGGUCAGCUUGGCUCUGUACGCCGUCGUUUGGCUAGCAUGGUCGGCGCUGGUCCAGACGAGAUCGUCAUUGUUCCUAGUGCGCUCCAUGGUGUAGAUACCGUAUUGAGGAACUUUGAAUGGAACGAGGGCGAUGUAAUAAUCGGAAUGACCACAACCUACAACGGCGUCGAACGCUGUAUCCAAUAUAUUCAUGACCUCCCACCGCACCCCAUCAUCUCCGAAUUCCAGCUCACAUUUCCAAAUACUCAUGCGGCAAUCAUCAAUACCUUCCGCGCUCAUGUCCGCAAGCUCUGCGCCCAUCAGAAGUCUAACGCCAAGGCCGGACAGGACCUCAAGAUUGUCGCGGUGAUAGAUUCAUUGGUGUCGAAUCCGGGUGUGUUAAUGCCUUGGAAGGAGUUGGUUCAGAUCUGCAAGGAAGAAGGGAUUUGGAGUGUAGUUGAUGCGGCCCAUUCUAUCGGGCAAGAGAACGAUAUCAACCUUGGGGAAGCCAAGCCGGACUUCUGGGUCUCGAACUGCCAUAAAUGGCUCUUCGCGAAGCGAGGAUGCGCCAUGUUGUACAUCCCUAAACGUAAUCGGCAUAUUAUAAAGUCACCCUACCCCACAUCCUAUGCCUAUGUCACACGACCCGAAUCGGCCACAGGAGAGGACAUAGAUGUGGCGAACUUAAUUGAGCAGUUCGGAUGGACUGGCACUAGAGACUAUGCGCCAUAUCUCAGCGUUAACGCAGCCCUUGCCUUCCGCUCCUGGAUCGGCGGAGAAUCCGCCAUAAGCACCUACUGCCACAACCUGGCUCUCGAAGGCGGUAAACGCCUCGCCGAGAUCUUGGGCACCUCGCUCAUGGACACCACAGAAAAUUCCGAGCUCACCGUCAACAUGGUCAACGUCGGCAUACCUCUCAGCGACGAUGUUCCAUUCAACAGCGACACGAAUGUAUACUUCCAGAAGAAGUUAUUGCAGGAAUGGAAUUGUUUCGCUGCGACUUAUAAGCAUGGUGGAAAGUGGUGGACGAGGUGUUCGGCUCAAAUUUGGAAUGAUAUAUCCGACUUCGAGUAUGUGGGAAAGGCGUAUCUAGCGGCGUGCAAGGAGCUGGAAGCGAUGUACGUGAAGGAGGAGCCCAAGGCAAAAGAGUGGACGCAGUCGGACGAGCUCAAUAACGAGGCAACCCUCUAG
Messenger RNA from Stereum hirsutum FP-91666 SS1, 1386 nucleotides. RefSeq names its product PLP-dependent transferase. Lineage: Eukaryota; Fungi; Basidiomycota; Agaricomycetes; Russulales; Stereaceae. Bases 1 to 1386 code for a protein of 461 amino acids. The record is from RefSeq and is a predicted model, not a curated record. The transcript is spliced from 8 exons.